Messenger RNA from Xenopus laevis (African clawed frog), 1691 nucleotides. RefSeq names its product SPT7 like, STAGA complex gamma subunit (gene supt7l.L). Gene Ontology annotation, cellular component: SAGA complex; nucleus. The transcript is spliced from 5 exons. NCBI's taxonomy places the organism in Eukaryota, Metazoa, Chordata, Amphibia, Anura, Pipidae. Gene Ontology annotation, biological process: positive regulation of DNA-templated transcription. Gene Ontology annotation, molecular function: transcription coactivator activity; protein heterodimerization activity. Bases 276 to 1514 code for a protein of 412 amino acids. The record is from RefSeq and is a predicted model, not a curated record.
GCGCGGCCCACAGCUGCUUCCGGUCUCAUGGAGGCGCCUGCUCAUGAGGUCACUUCCGGCGUGCCCCCAGACUGCUACAGUGGAGCCGCAGUGAAUGCAAUAAGUGAAUGUAAGACUUGUAAGUGAUUGUAGAGAAGGAGUCCGGUGAUAAAAUCUGGGACUACGAGAAGCAUCUCAUGCUGCUGAAAGAAGCUCAGGACGAGAUAAAGUAGAUGAUGCUAUGGAUUGAGAGCCCAUUGAUUUGGUAAAUAUAAUCACUCACAGCAAGAGAGAAGAUGAUGCGCUACUGGGGUGAGAUCCCAGUCGCCUCUGGGCAGACCAAUAGAAGCUCCUUUGAUCUCCUGCAGCGUGAGUUCCGAACAGUGGAAAUGCAGGAGCCUCCCCUACACCAGCCUUCAGCCAAUAAGCCCAGACCUACAACUAUGCUGGACAUUCCGUCUGAACCCUGCAGCCUCACCAUCCACACCAUUCAGCUCAUCCAGCAUAACCGCAGACUGCGUGGCCUUAUUACCAGCGCUCAGGCUCAGAACCAGCAGCAGGUGGAAGGUAUGAAGGUGGAGGAGAGUGAACCCCUUCCCCACAGGCCCACCUCUCCCACACUCCCAGAUGAUCUGUUGCCCCAGGACUGUAAGGUCCCCAAGCUGCCAUUCCAGAUACGACACAGCGACCCCGAGAGUGAAUUUUAUAGAGGCAAAGGGGAACCAGUCACAGAGCUCAGUUACCAUUCCUGUCGUCAAUUCAUGUACCAGUCUGUAGCCACCAUACUGGCCCACGCCGGCUUCGAAUCUGCUAAUGAAAGUGUUCUGGAAACCCUGACUGACAUUGCCCACGAAUACUGCCUGAAAUUUACUAAGAUGUUGCGAUUUAACGUAGACCGUGAAGCCAGACUGGGGCAGACGCCCUUCCCGGAUGCCAUGGAGCAAGUCUUCCACGAAAUGGGCAUCGGGAGCGUUCUGUCUCUUCAGAAGUUUUGGCAGCAGCGUAUUAAGGAUUAUCACACGUACAUGUUGCAGGUCAGCAAGCAGCUCUCAGAAGAAUAUGAGAACAUUGUGCACCCAGAGAGGGUCUCUGAAGAUACCAAGCCCGUGAAGAUUAAAGAGGAACCUGUCACUGACAUAACCUUCCCAAUCAACGAGGAGCUGGAGGGUGACCUAGCACCCGGGGACCAGUCGUUGCCCGUGGGUGUUCUGGGAGCUCAAAGUGAGAGGUUUUCUGCUAACAUUGAAGUUGACUCAUCACCUCAGCCCUCUGGAUCUGAUGUGAAUACCUCGCCGCUUUGGGGUCUGGCACAGGUUAAAAUGGAGCCCCAGGAGAACGAGGAAGGAGCUGUACACGGACACAGCGUGCUGGGCAAUGACGUGUUUGAGGAAGCCAUGUCUGGGAUGAGUGACUCUGCUAUGCCGGGCAGCCCCAAUGGAUCAGAGGCCAGCUACUCCUCCCAUUCCCCCGAAAGUUUCAUGGGCUCCUCCCCUGUCUUUAACCAACGACCCAAGAAAAAGAUGAGGAAAAUGUGAAGAGAGUCCCAGGCGGCUCUGUGCAGAGACUCACUACUGCUCCUCCUGUUGGGGAGGCUAAAUUACCACUGGAGACUGGCGCUGUUCUAUUUCAGGAGAAAUCAUCUUUGUAGAUAUAAACAAAAUACCGAUGAAAAUGAAUGGGUUUUGUAUUAAAAUUAGGGAUUUUCUUCUGCA